Molecule: messenger RNA, 1434 nt
Organism: Aspergillus candidus
Lineage: Eukaryota; Fungi; Ascomycota; Eurotiomycetes; Eurotiales; Aspergillaceae
Product: putative MFS sugar transporter
Exons: 4
Coding region: 1-1434 (477 amino acids)
Biological process (GO): carbohydrate transport; transmembrane transport
Cellular component (GO): membrane
Molecular function (GO): carbohydrate:proton symporter activity
Source: RefSeq, a predicted model, not a curated record
AUGGUGCUUUACGGCUACGAUGCAUCGGUGUACAACUCCGUCCAAGGAUCCACCAACUGGGUGACUUACUUCAAUGAACCGGAUGCAAACGUGAUUGGGGCUGUCAACACAGCAUACACUGUCGGCGCCAUUUUCGGGGGCUUUUUCCUCGGCGGCCCAAUUGCCGACUUCUUAGGUCGGAAGCUUGGGAUGGGUAUUGGCUGCGUGUUGGUAAUUGCAUCAACGUUUAUGCAGACGUGGUCUCCUCGUGGGAAUAUCGGGUGCUUCCUUGCUGGGAGAUGUAUCAUCGGUAUUGGACAGGGGAUUGCCUUGACGUCGGGUCCGAUCUACAUUGGCGAGCUGGCACCAGCGGAGAUUCGAGGGAAAAUUAUGACAUUUUGGCAAAUGUUCUAUUCGGUGGGAUCUUUUAUCUGCUUCUGGGUGAACUAUGGCUGCACUCAACACAAAGAAAAUCUCGGUGAAUGGGAUUGGAAAAUGGUUGUCCUUUUCCAGCUCCUGGUUCCCAUCUUGAUUCUCGUCCUGUUGCCGACUAUUCCCGGCUCGCCACGAUGGUAUAUCCAGCGUGGAAAUAACGUCGAAAAAGCCCGUGCCGCUCUUGAAAUGGUUCGAGAAAUAGCGGAGGAAGUAGAAGACGAGCUGCUGAAAAUCCGGGAGGCCCUCGAAUACGAGAGGGAGGCUAUAUCCAGUACCUACUCGGCCCUUUGGAAGGACAAGUCCCUGCGCAAGCGUAUGGCUCUGGCUCUGGUUGUCAACGCCGGUCAGCAAGUCACCGGACAGGGGACGUUGAAUACGUACUCCACCAAAAUCUACCAAAAGGUAUUCACCAGUGCCGGCCAGAUAGCCCUCAUCAACGCACUCAACGCCACAUUUGGUAUCCUCUUCACGCUGAAUGCUGUUUGGAUCAUUGAUCGAUUUGGGCGAAAGUUUCUCCUCAUCAUUGGAGGCAUCGGUAUGGGGAUCUGCAUGAUCAUUGUCUCCGCGGUUGAGACAGAGACCGCAUCACCCGGUGGCACAAAAACCCAGCCAGUCGGGAUCUCGAUUGUGUUUCUACUAUUUCUAUUCAUAUUCUUCUACAAACCAUCCUGGGGCGCCACGGUAUGGAUCUGGACCUCGGAAAUCUUCUCUAUGAACGUGCGAGCACAGGCAGUGGGAAUGGCAUCGCAGACGCAAAACGUCGCCAAUGCCAUCUUCCAACAAUUCUUCCCCAUCUUCCUGGAUAAUUGCGGUUUCUAUGCGUUUUACAUGUUCGCCGGUAUCAACUUUCUGCUCGCCGUGUUUGUGUUCUUCUUUAUCCCUGAAACCAAGCAGGUUCCUCUCGAAGAGAUCGAUGCCCUGUUCGGUGGAGCUAAUCAUGUUACGCAUGGCGAGGAUCUCAUCGGGAAUGAGAAGGAAGUUGAACCUACGUAUUCGGAUGCUGGUGCAAAGAGGUCUUGA